This is a messenger RNA of Doryrhamphus excisus (bluestripe pipefish), 3016 nucleotides long. Its product is annotated as venom phosphodiesterase CdcPDE. The record is from RefSeq and is a predicted model, not a curated record. Gene Ontology annotation, molecular function: nucleic acid binding; nucleoside triphosphate diphosphatase activity; metal ion binding. Gene Ontology annotation, biological process: nucleoside triphosphate catabolic process. NCBI's taxonomy places the organism in Eukaryota, Metazoa, Chordata, Actinopteri, Syngnathiformes, Syngnathidae.
UCCAGCUCCACCUUCACGCCUUUCCCCAGCUCAGCUCCCGGUACCGGACAUUGCCGCCGCGACACAGGCGGGAUCCACACGGUGUUGCUGUCCGGCGGGGGGAGACGAGCCCAGCACAAAAGUGGGAGGUCCAACAUCGAGAGGCCAGAACAGAACGGUGCCUGGGAGGAACCACAGUGACACCUGGCGGGCAAACAGGCCGAUGCACUCCAAAACUGGUCCGAACUGUUCUGAUGGAUCCCACUUCCUGCACGCUGGUCACCGAGACCACCUGAGUCGUGAGUGUCACGUGACUCAAGAGGAAGUCCAGCACACGAUGAGGAAGUGACGUCAGGGGCCUUAUCUGCAUGUCCUGCUAAUCAGUUACUGGAGUCACGCCUGGUCCGGAGGUCACCAUCGUAAGCGUCAGCGUCUCAGUCGGCCUGAUGAUGAAGAAGAAGAAUGUUGUUCUUGUUGGCGUCUUGGCCGUGUCCGUGGUGACCCUGAUCCUUGGACUUGGACUUGGACUCGGACUGGACCUGCAGCGUUGCCAAAACCAAGUGGCACCGCAGACGUCAUGCAGGAAUCGCUGCUACGAGCCGUACGAUGCCGCCGCCCCUGGCUGCAGAUGUGACACCGGCUGCAGUUCCGGCGGCAGCUGUUGCCAUGACUACCACGACCUCUGCACUGCCCCCGGUGAGCUGUGGGAGUGCACAAGGGUGCGCUGCGGCGAGGCGCGGCUGCCGACCAGCCGGUGCCACUGUUCGCACGACUGCGCGUCGACACGGGACUGCUGCAGCAACUAUCAGCACGUCUGCCUCGGCCAAACACAGUGGGUGGAGGAUGAAUGCGAGGACCUGUCGCGCCCCUCGUGCCCACCAGGUUUCAAGCGGCAGCCGCUUCUUCUGGUUUCUCUGGACGGCCUUCGGGCCGAGUAUCUGCGCACAUGGAGCGCUCUCAUCCCUGUGUUGACCAAACUCAAGACGUGCGGAACGUCAGCGUCAUACAUGCAGGCGGCUUUUCCCAGCAAGACCUUCCCAAACCACUACACCAUCGUGACGGGUCUGUACCCCGAGUCCAACGGUUUGGUUGACAACAUCAUGUACGAUCCCGUGAUGGACGCCACCUUCACUUUGUCCAGUUCGGAGAAAGACAACCCGGCCUGGUACCUGGGACAACCAAUUUGGCACACGGCAAAGUCCCAUGGGCUGAAGUCCGGAACCUUUUACUGGCCUGGGUCCGACGUGAAAAUAAACGGCAGCUUCCCGGACUUAUACCGGCCUUACAACGGGAAAAUCCCAUUUGAGGAGCGAGUCCUGACGGUGUUGACGUGGCUGCAGCUGCCGGAGCAUGAGAGACCGGACUUCUUCACCCUCUACUUGGAGGAACCGGACAAAUCAGGACACAGCUUCGGCCCUGUCAGUGGGGGGGUGGUGUCGGCCAUAAUGGCGGUGGAGAAGAUUGUGGGUCAGCUGAUGAACGGCCUCAAGCAGAUAGGACUUCAUCGCUGCGCCAACAUCGUCAUCCUUGCCGAUCACGGUAUGGAAGAGACCAGCUGCAACAGGAAGGAGAACCUGGAGGACCUGCUUGGUGAUGUGAGCAGAUAUGUGGUUAACGAGGGACCCUUUGGGCGGAUCCGCGCCAAGGACAAGGAUGCCGUCUUGAACACGGCGGAACUUGUUGCCAACAUGACGUGUAAAAAAGACAAUCAGAAGCUCCGCCCUUACUUGAAGUCCCACCUGCCUAAGCGUCUCCACUUUGCCAACAGCCGUCGCAUUGAGGACGUCAACGUCCUGGUGGAGCCCAAAUGGCUGUUUGAGAGGCGCCCCGGAUCCCUCAGCUUCUGCUCUGGUGGCGCACAUGGCUACGACAACGAUGUGGAGAGUAUGCACGCCAUGUUUGUCAGCUACGGCCCAAAGUUCCUUUCCCGAGUUCAAGUGGAACCCUUCGCCAACAUCGAGCUGUACAAUCUCAUGUGUGACUUGCUGCAGAUCUCCCCCAGCGACAACAACGGGACGCACGGCAGCAUGAACCACGUCCUCCGAGAGCCCUUCUACUCACCACUGCCCCCGUUGGAGCAGAGUGGACCUGUAGAGUGCCACCUCACUAACCUGGAGCCCGCCGACGACCUGGGCUGCUCCUGUCCCGCCCUGAGUGAAGGCGCCGUGGUCACUGCCAACCGCCGGCUCAACCUGACAUCUGAGGAAGAGUCCGCAUCCGACAUGAAGCACGCCAUGUUCGGGCGACCUCGCCUGCUGCGGCGGUCGGAGCGUUACUGCAUCCUGCGCCACGAGGACUUUGUGAGCGCCUACAGCCAGGAUGUCAUGAUGCCCCUGUGGAGCUCCUUCACGCUCGACAAGCCGAGCAACUUGGACCCCUUGCCGCCUGUUCAACCCAACUGUCUGCGAGCUGAUGUCAGAGUUCCUGCAUCUCAGAGUCGGCGGUGUGACCAUUACAGCGACUUCCAACAUGGCUUCUUGUACCCCCCCCAACUGAGCGCCAGUGAGGAGCAGCAGUACGAUGGCCUGCUGAGCAGCCACGUGGUGCCCAUGUACCCCCAGUUCAGCAGGAUCUGGUCCUACUUCCACGGCACGCUACUUAAGAAGUACGCUUCCAUCUACAACGGCAUCAACGUGCUGAUGGGCCCCGCCUUCGACUAUGACCACGACGGGCGCUAUGACUCAUUCGAGCUGAUCUCCCAGUCGGCAUCUGCUGGCAACAUCUCCAUCCCGACGCAUUACUUUGCUGUGCUGACCAGCUGCAAGAACGUCAGCCACCCGGUGAGCUCCUGUGUUGGCGAGCUGCACACCAUCUCCUUCCUGCUGCCUCACAGACCAGACAACUCGGAGAACUGCAAGAGUGCACAAGAUGAAGCCUUCUGGGUGGAAGACCACAUGUGGUUCCACCAAUCACGAGUCCGAGAUAUCGAGUGGAUCACAGGACUAGACUUCUACCAGGACAGUCGUCGACCACUCCCUGAGCUGCUGCAGCUCAAGACCUGCCCCACAGCUGCCAAUCAAAAACCAUAAGUGUUUGU